Messenger RNA from Odocoileus virginianus texanus, 1489 nucleotides. Lineage: Eukaryota; Metazoa; Chordata; Mammalia; Artiodactyla; Cervidae. The record is from RefSeq and is a predicted model, not a curated record.
AGCGCCGAUCUCUACGGUACAGCAUCCUCUGAAGCAACAGGAGUCCUAAAUGUACAUUUUGGGGAUUCUCUUAAUUUUUCCACUCUUCUGAUCUCCACAGGACUUUAAAUUGCUUCCCAAGAUCAAGUAACACAAAAUGUUCUUGGAAGUGCUGAACCCAAGGCAUUACAAUGUCACUAGCAUGGUGUCUGAAGUUGUGCCUGUUGCCAGCAUUGCAAUCCUGCUGCUCACUGGAUUUCUUCUCUUGGUUUGGAAUUAUGAGGACACAUCCUCAAUACCAGGUCCCAGCUACUUCCUGGGAAUUGGGCCCCUCAUUUCCCACUGCAGGUUCCUCUGGAUGGGGAUCGGCAGUGCAUGCAAUUACUACAACAAGAUGUAUGGAGAAUUCAUGAGAGUCUGGGUAUGUGGAGAGGAAACCCUUAUUAUUAGCAAGUCCUCAAGUAUGUUCCAUGUAAUGAAGCACAGUCACUAUAUAUCCCGGUUUGGCAGCAAACUGGGGUUGCAGUUCAUCGGCAUGCACGAGAAAGGCAUCAUAUUCAACAAUAACCCAGCGCUCUGGAAAGCUGUUCGACCUUUCUUUACAAAAGCUUUGUCCGGCCCUGGCCUGGUGCACACGGUGACCAUCUGUGCUGAUUCUAUCACUAAGCAUCUGGACAGGUUGGAGGAGGUCCGCAAUGACUUGGGCUAUGUGGACGUGUUGACCCUCAUUCGGCGCAUCAUUCUGGACACCUCUAACAUGCUCUUCCUGAGGAUCCCCUUGGAUGAAAGUGCCAUCGUGGUUAAAAUCCAGGGAUAUUUUGAUGCAUGGCAAGCUCUCCUUCUCAAACCAGACAUCUUCUUUAAGAUUUCUUGGCUGUGCAGAAAGUAUGAAAAGUCUGUCAAGGACUUGAAAGAUGCCAUGGAAAUUCUCAUAGAAGAAAAAAGACACAGGAUUUCAACAGCAGAGAAGCUGGAAGACUGCAUAGAUUUUGCCACUGAGUUGAUUUUUGCUGAGAAACGUGGUGAACUUACAAGAGAGAAUGUAAACCAGUGCAUAUUGGAAAUGCUGAUCGCAGCACCAGACACCAUGUCUGUUUCUGUGUUCUUCAUGCUGUGUCUCAUUGCAAAGCAUCCCCAGGUUGAAGAGGCAAUAAUGAGGGAAAUCCAGGCUGUUGUUGGUGAAAGAGACAUAAGGAUUGAUGAUAUGCCAAAGCUAAAAGUGGUAGAAAACUUUAUUAAUGAGAGCAUGCGAUACCAGCCCGUCGUGAACCACAUCAUGCGCAAAGCCUUAGAGGAUGAUGUCAUCGAUGGCUACCCGGUGAAAAAGGGGACUAAUAUUAUCCUGAAUCUUGGAAGAAUUCAUAGACUUGAGUUUUUCCCAAAGCCUAAUGAAUUUACUCUUGAAAAUUUUGCCAAAAAUGUUCCUUACAGGUACUUUCAGCCAUUUGGCUUUGGGCCCCGGGCCUGUGCAGGAAAGUACAUUGCCAACCAGGUGGUCCUCCUCACAUGA